Molecule: messenger RNA, 1200 nt
Organism: Tachyglossus aculeatus (Australian echidna)
Lineage: Eukaryota; Metazoa; Chordata; Mammalia; Monotremata; Tachyglossidae
Gene: RHNO1
Product: RAD9-HUS1-RAD1 interacting nuclear orphan 1
Exons: 4
Coding region: 90-1163 (357 amino acids)
Biological process (GO): cellular response to ionizing radiation; DNA damage checkpoint signaling; recombinational repair
Cellular component (GO): nucleus; chromosome
Source: RefSeq, a predicted model, not a curated record
CCCGACCCGCCACCGGGCCCCCAGCCGGAGCACCCCACUGCCAGCGGGCACCAUGCAGGUGCUCUUAGCCGUCCUCGCCACCCCCGUUGAUGCCUCCCGGGAAGAAGUCCCGCCGCCCGCUCCCGAGAGCCCAGCUACUGUUCCGUGAGGAGCCGUUGGAGGGGCCCAAGCAUCCCUACGGCUCGCCCCAGCCCACCGACACCCGCCCAAGACCCGUCCCCACCAAACCCAUCGACCACAACACCGCCACUUCCUGGGUGAUCUCCCAGUUUGAGGGUUCCACAGGGGGCCGACGUCCAGCCCGCCAGAGACCCCACCGGGACCCAAUGGGCAACUCCAGUCGGAAACCCCAAGUUUGCAAGUUUCUACCUCUGGCUUUUUCCAGCCUCCAGGCACCCUGCAGGGAGCCGGCUCCCACGAGCCCCCCCGCAGUCAAGAGGACUGGCCGGGCCAGCCAGAGCCCCAUGCAGGCCAGGGGGCAGGCCGGUCAUCAGCCUCUGGUGCCCAUGUUAAGCCCUCCGAGCUGCGGCCACUUGUCUGGCAGUGAGCUGGCCAGCCCCGGGUUUGUGUUUCUCCCACCGGACAUCCAGACCCCAGAAAUGCCCUCCGGGAGGGGCUCCAAACCCCCUGAGCCAUCUCCCCGCCCCUUCGGGGGUCUCCUCUCCCACUCCAGUCCCCCGGAGGACUCAAGCCCCGGCCCCACCCUGGUGCUGGACACCCCGGAGGAGAGCUAUGGACUGAAGGUGACGUGGAGGAAACGGCGUCACCUGCUAGCAUACCUGAGACAGCGGGGAAAGCUGAGCCAGAGCCAAUUUUUGUUACAGGCUGCUGGAGGAGAGUCGGGAGGCACAGAGGGACACUGGAUGGGGGCACUGGAUCCCCCUCAGAAUGGGCACUCAGCACCCCCCCAAGACCAUGUUCCUUGCCGUGAGCACCUGCUGCUGAAGGAGAAAGCAGAAACUCCAUCUCUCCUGGGAGUAACACUGCCACCAGCCACAGGGCCUUCGAACCCUCAGGGUUCAUUGAUGUGCCUAGCUCAGACCCAAGGAGGGUCACUGAAGAGUGUUAUGGGCCGGCGGGGGGAAUCACGUAGGCUCCUCCUGGCCUGUCCUCCUGGAGGUGAGCUGUCAAGUUCUCCAGAAGAUGGGGAGAUGGAUUUGUAGUCCUGAAGUGUUUCCAAUUUAUGUAAAUAAAAACUGA